AGAGAUAUUUUUGUCCGUAAACAUUUUCUAAAUCAGAAAUCAUCUUAUCUGAAACAAUCCCGCUUGGACCUUGGCAUCUUGCUGCUCCACUUCACACCAGAGUUUGAUUAUCUUCCUCUGUUCCUCGACUUGUUGCCAGCUUGCCUCCGCCUGCUCAAAUCAACCUCGCCGCACGCCGCCGGAUUCACCCCUCGCCGAAACGGUAAUCCUGAUUGAGUAAGUCCCAAAUAAGCUACAAUAUAGAUUUGCUCACUCCCUCAUGCAGUUACUCCCUUCGGCCCAUGUCGCCUGUUUGAGUCUUUGAGAGUUCAAAGUUUCAAUUUCAGCAUUUGGGGUGAGAAUCGAUGAUCUGCUUGUCUGGGUCGUUACGACGUCCUUUUUUGUUUUUAAAGUUCUUCGUUUGGCGUAAGUUUAAAAAGAAUUAACAUCUUCAUAGACGCUGAACAGAGGGUUGACUAUUUGCAGCAUUUGGCAGACAGGAGAACAAGUUUAGGGGCGCCAUUACAUAUAUAUCUAUAAUUACCCUAUCUAUAUUUUGUGUUUUUGUGCUGUUUGGUAAUACUUUCAAAUUCCUAAGGUUUCUUGUGUGGGUGCUCAUUUAGUAGAACAAUGAUUUUGAUUAGUAUAGUAUUAUGAUGAUUGGGGGCGCCAUUACAUUUAUACUUUUAUUAAAGUACUUUUAACAAAGAACAUUUUCACAUAAUUUUUAUAUCAUAAAUAAUUUCCCAUAAAAAUAUAUACUCAGUCAAAGUUGAACAUACUUGACUGAAAAAUUCAAAGAUCUACAAAGUUUUAAGGGACGGAGGGAGUAUUUUUUUUAGUUGACUAAAAAAAUAUGAUGAUUAGGUAGAUGUCAUUGAAUGCAACCUCAGCACGUAAAUGGUCAAAAUAUUUGCCGCACAGGAUUAGAUUACCUGAUAACCGGAUGGUAUCCUUUGAAAAAGAAGAAUUGGUUGUAUUUUUACAACUCCAAGGAAUUACGUUCCCCAGAAAUUAAAACCAAGGAAAAUACCAAACGGACUCUUGGUGAAUACAUUAGCCAACUGUUUGAUAGUAGAAACAUGAAGCAUUUUAGCAAUGCCUCUCCGAGUUAUUCCUGGAAUGAUAUGACCAUGGAUCUCUAUAUACUUCACAAGCUCAUAAAGAAUAGGAUUAUGAGCAUUUCAAAGCUGAUCUAUGGUAAAGGAAUCUCUUUCCAAAACUGUGUUCAUUCUGUGUAACAAAUAUUUGAUGACAUCUGCAAUUCUGCAUUGACGUUAGUGCUGCAUUGUGCAUAUCCAGAAAAUCUCGUUCUCUCCUUUGAACCAAGCAUUGGUUAGAGCUUCGAAUAUUGAUGACAAUACUUUUCUGUAGAUGUAUAUUUUUCUAAUAGCCAUACUUUUAGCUAUAUAUAUAUUAUGUUUUAUUUUUUCUUGCUUUGUUGUGCUAACGUUUUCAUAGAGAAUUGCUUCUUUUUCCUUGUAUCCAGCUAUAAAUUUUAACAGCUGUGCACUAUUGAGCAGUUGAUCUGAUGAAUUCAUUUAGAGCAUUCUUGAACAGUCCAAUCGGUCCUAAAACUACUCAUUUCUGGGGUCCUAUGGCGAACUGGGGAUUUGUUGCAGCGGUGCGUUUCUCCAAAAGAGAUAUUAAGCAAGCCAAAAGUUUGAUUAUUUCACUCUGCUUUGCUUGAUUUGUGUUAACGGGGCCUUUCAGGCUUUAUUGGAUACACAGAAGCCCCCUGAAAUGAUAUCUGGAGAGAUGUCAUCAGCAAUGUGUAUAUAUUCUGCAUUGGCCAUGAGGUUUGCAUGGAUGGUUCAGCCUCGCAACCAUCUACUUUUGGCAUGCCAUAUUUCAAAUGAGUGUGUCCAGCUGUAUCAACUAUCUCGUUGGGCAAAGAGUCAGGGGUACUUGCAGCAGAGGCAAGAGGACAAAGUCCAGUGAUUUAUGCUGCAUCUCUUCUAUUUUAUAAUAGACCCCUUUAUACUCGUCAACUCUUAGCAGCUUCAUCAUUUGUACAUGCACCAAGAGUAACCAUUUGUAGUGCAUGAAAAGCUAUGUGCACAAAAAAUGUAAAAAUGUAUAAUGUUAUGAAGCAAAAGAUUCAUUAUUUUUUCCCUUGAGAAUAUGAUAGAAUAAAGCAAAAUGGCUCACCAAA
Messenger RNA from Cuscuta epithymum, 2134 nucleotides. Lineage: Eukaryota; Viridiplantae; Streptophyta; Magnoliopsida; Solanales; Convolvulaceae. The record is from the annotation of a GenBank genome assembly.